Messenger RNA from Tarenaya hassleriana, 2201 nucleotides. Its product is annotated as proline-rich receptor-like protein kinase PERK1. The record is from RefSeq and is a predicted model, not a curated record. Lineage: Eukaryota; Viridiplantae; Streptophyta; Magnoliopsida; Brassicales; Cleomaceae. Gene Ontology annotation, molecular function: ATP binding; protein kinase activity. Gene Ontology annotation, biological process: protein phosphorylation.
UCUCUCUCUCCCCCUCAUUUUAUUCGUGCGAUUUCUCUGGCCAGAGAGAUUCGAUUUGUUGCAAUUGAUUAGAUCGGAAAAUGUCCGCUGCGCCGUCUCCGGGAGCUACUCCGGCACCAGCUCCGCCGUCUCCUCCCACGAACUCCACAACCCACCCGCCUCCCACCGCCACCCCCCCUCCAUCUCCUCCGCCACCAGACACCAACACCACCGCACCGCCGCCGCCGACACCUUCUCCACCGGCAUCCUCUCCGCCUCCGGAUUCGACUCCCACGCCAGUCACUCCGUCUCCUCCGUCUCCGAACACACCGUCACCGCCGGAGACUCGGAGCCCGCCGUCGAGUCCCUCGAGUGGAAGCUCUCCGCCUCGGACACCGUCUGGUCCGGCGGAUUCUUCGCCGUCUCCUCCGUCGGAUUCCGCUGCGAUAUCAUCGGGAGUGGUGGCUGGGAUUGUGAUCGCUGGAGUUGCCCUGCUCGUGGUGUUGACUCUGUUGUUUCUCUGUUGUAAGAAGAAACGUAGAAGAAGAGACGAUGAAGCUGGUUACUACGUUCCGCCGCCACCUCCUAAAGAUGGGCCUUACGGUCAUCAGCGGCCGCAGUACUGGCAGCAACAGAACGCACCUCCACCGUCCGACCACGUGUUGACUUCAGCGCCGGCGAAGCCUCCGACCCCUCCGCCGCCCCCGCCCCUGGCUCCUGUCAUGAGCAGCAGCGGUGGCUCUGGCUCCAACUUCUCGGGACCAGACAAUCCGAUCCUUCCCCCUCCUCCUCCUCCACCGGCACUCGUACUGGGUUUCUCAAAGAGCACGUUCACGUACGAGGAACUUGCGAGGGCGACCAACGGAUUCUCGGAGGCGAAUCUGCUCGGACAAGGCGGGUUCGGGUACGUGCACAAGGGCUUGUUGCCUAACGGGAAGGAAGUGGCUGUGAAGCAGUUGAAAGCCGGGAGUGGUCAGGGAGAGAGGGAGUUUCAGGCAGAGGUGGAGAUCAUAAGUCGUGUUCAUCACAAGCAUUUGGUUUCGCUCGUCGGCUAUUGCAUCACGGGACAUCAAAGGAUGCUCGUCUACGAGUUCGUUCCCAACAACACCUUGGAGUUUCACCUGCACGGGAAGGGACGCCCGGCCAUGGAUUGGGGCACCAGAUUGAAGAUUGCUCUUGGAGCUGCCAAAGGGCUUUCAUAUCUCCAUGAAGAUUGUAACCCUAAAAUCAUUCACCGUGAUAUCAAGGCGGCUAACAUACUAUUGGAUUUCAAGUUUGAGGCUAAGGUUGCUGAUUUCGGUCUUGCAAAAAUCGCUUCCGAUACCAACACUCAUGUGUCUACCCGAGUGAUGGGGACUUUCGGGUAUUUGGCUCCAGAAUACGCUUCGAGCGGGAAACUCACGGAAAAGUCCGACGUUUUCUCCUUCGGUGUGGUGCUCUUGGAACUAAUAACUGGCCGCCGUCCUGUUGAUUCGGACAAUGCCUUUACAGAUGACAGUUUGGUGGACUGGGCACGGCCUUUGCUUAGCCGAGCGGGUGAGGAAGGAAAGUUCGACGGUUUAGCUGAUCCAAAGCUGAACAAUGAGUACGAUGACGAGGAGAUGGCUCGGAUGGUGGCCUGUGCUGCUGCAUGCGUUCGCCAUUCCGCUCGUCGUAGACCUCGCAUGAGUCAGAUUGUUCGGGCGCUCGAAGGGAAUGUAUCUUUAUCGGAUCUGAACGAAGGGAUAAGGCCGGGUCACAGCACGGUGUACAGCUCAUACGGAGAAAGCACAGACUAUGACACGAACCAAUACAACGAGGACAUGAAGAAGUUCAGGAAAAUGGCGUUGGGGACGCAAGAGUACGGGGCAAGCAGCGAGUACAGUAACCCGACCAGCGAGUACGGGAUUUACCCGUCGGGUUCGAGCAGCGAGGCCCAAACUACUCGGGAAAUGGAGAUGGGGAAGAUCAGGAAAGCCGGCCAUGGCUACAGUGGACCAUCUUCUUAGCCAAAUUCAAAGGAAAAAGACCGGUGGAUUGCAGGUUUUUAACUGUAAAGAUUCGAGGAAAUGCUUCGUAAUUCUAAUUGAUACAUACGUACGAUAUAAGAAGGUGAUUUCUGGGGUUUUUUUGUUUGUAUUGUGGAUAUUGAGGCCGAGGAUUCUGAGUUUGAUCAUUCUUUUAUUCUUUUUGUAUUGAAGCUGUAAUGUUGAUGCCAAUUGUUGAGGUUUCUGAUUUCUCUU